This is a messenger RNA of Colletotrichum truncatum, 1500 nucleotides long. RefSeq lists its product as uncharacterized. The record is from RefSeq and is a predicted model, not a curated record. Gene Ontology annotation, molecular function: transmembrane transporter activity. Gene Ontology annotation, biological process: transmembrane transport. NCBI's taxonomy places the organism in Eukaryota, Fungi, Ascomycota, Sordariomycetes, Glomerellales, Glomerellaceae. Gene Ontology annotation, cellular component: membrane.
AUGGACGAGACUGUUGUCAACGGCGCCCAGUCUUUCUACAAGAAGCAGUUCGGCAUUGGUGGCGACACAGAACGCGAUACCUGGCUGCUCGGCCUCACCAACAGUGCUCCGUAUCUAUGCUGUGCUGUUAUCGGCUGCUGGUUAACAGAACCCAUGAACAAAGUCUUCGGGCGUCGUGGCACUGUUUUUAUCUCCUGUGCUAUUUCGGCCUUGGCAUGCUUUUGGCAGGCGUUCACCAAUACAUGGUGGCACAUGUUCAUCGCACGUUUUGCUCUUGGCUUCGGUAUCGGACCCAAGUCAGCUACAACCCCCAUCUUCGCCGCCGAAUGCUCGCCACCUCGCCUUCGCGGGGCCCUCGUCAUGCAAUGGCAGAUGUGGACAGCCUUCGGGAUAGCCCUGGGCUAUAUUGCGGACUUGGCAUUUUAUUAUGUUCCUGAUCACGGGAUUCCUGGCUUGAAUUGGAGGCUAAUGAUGGGAAGCGCUAUGCUCCCGGCGGUGUUUGUCUGCGCAUGCUGCUAUAUGUGCCCCGAGUCCCCACGGUGGUAUUUGACUAAGGGCCGCCAUGCCAAGGCCUACGAAUCGAUGUGCCAGUUGCGCUUCGAAAAAAUUCAAGCAGCUCGAGACCUCUUUUACGCCAAUGCACUGCUUGAAGCUGAGCGACAGACCGCAGGCAUCAGCAAGUCUAACCGCCUAAAGGAGCUUCUCACCAUACGCCGCAAUAGAAACGCCAUGAUAGCAUCUCAAAUCGUCAUGUUUCUCCAACAAUUCUGCGGCGUAAAUAUUAUCGCCUAUUAUAGUUCCGAGAUUUUCCUAUCUGCUAAAUUCUCCGAAGUCAGCGCUCUUUCGGCAUCCCUCGGGUUCGGUAUCAUCAACUUCCUCUUCGCUAUCCCCGCAUUCUAUACAAUCGACACCUUCGGCAGGCGGAACCUUCUACUGACGACCUUUCCUUUGAUGUCCAUCUUCCUCUUCUUCACCGGAUUUUCCUUCUUCAUCCCAACCAACCCGGCACGAGUAGCUUGCAUCGCUACAGGAAUCUACCUCUUCGGCAUGGUCUACUCCCCAGGAGAGGGACCUGUGCCUUUCACGUAUUCGGCUGAAGCGUACCCCUUGUACAUCCGCCCCAUUGGCAUGUCCCUCGCAACAGCUACGACAUGGUUUUUCAAUUUUGUCUUGGCCGUUACAUGGCCCUCGCUCCAACGUGCGUUCACACCUCAGGGCGCGUUCAGUUGGUAUGCUGGUUGGAACAUUGUCGGGUUCUUCCUAGUACUCUUUUUCCUCCCCGAAACCAAGGAAAAGACACUUGAGGAACUCGACGCCGUCUUCAGCGUUCCGCUACGGACAUUUGCACGAUAUGGCCUUGCUCAGUUCUUCUACUUUUGGAAGCGCUAUGUGUUCAGGCAGGACGUGGCGCCGCCUGUUGUGCCGCAUGCUAACGGGGUUCAAUAUCAUCAAAACCAGUUCUCUCAGGAGAAAGAACACAGCCCAACUUCUCGUGUUUAA